Messenger RNA from Helianthus annuus (common sunflower), 1299 nucleotides. RefSeq names its product probable transcription factor At1g11510. The transcript has a single exon. The coding region runs from base 122 to 1180 and encodes 352 amino acids. The record is from RefSeq and is a predicted model, not a curated record. Gene Ontology annotation, cellular component: nucleus. Lineage: Eukaryota; Viridiplantae; Streptophyta; Magnoliopsida; Asterales; Asteraceae. Gene Ontology annotation, biological process: regulation of DNA-templated transcription.
CCAAUUUUACAUAACCAUAUUACCUACCACCUGUUACAUUAUACAUCACCCGAUCAACACACACCCCUUUUCGUCCUCACACAAACCCUAAUUUAGAAACCUUCAACCUCUCAAUCCAUCAAUGGCGGACAACGACCUAAAACCUAAUUAUUCCUCUUCAGAAGACGAAUCAGAAGAACCUUCCGGCACCGAAGAUGAACACUCAUCCGAUACCGAAUCAGAUCAACCCCCAAAUUCACCACAAAACCCCCAAAAAACCCUAAUUUCACCGGAAUCAGAACAAUCCGGUUCCGGUACCGAUUCCGACUCCGAUUCACCCGCAGUUGCUGAUCCAAACAUCAAACCGAUCCGUUCAAUUCCAAUGGAACCAGAAGAAUUAGGUCAAAAAUCCGAAUUGUUACCAGCUCAGGCGAGGAGUAAGCGGCCGGCAGUGUGUUCUCCGGCGACGGUGAACGAAAAGGAAGCGAAGAAACCGAAGAGUAAUCAUUCGAUCGAAGAGGAGUCGAAGAAGCAGCUGUUUCAGAGGCUGUGGAGUGAGGAUGAUGAGAUUGUGAUAUUGAAAGGUAUGAUUGAUUAUAAAGGUGAGAGUGGUGAGAAUAAUGGUAAUGUUAUUGGUGAUACGGGUGCAUUUCAUGAGUUUAUUAAGAAGUCAUUACAUGUGGAUGUUAGUAGAGCACAGUUAGUUGAUAAGAUUAGGAGAUUGAAGAAGAAGUAUGUGAAUAAUGUUAGUAAGGAGAAAGAUGGUAAAGAUAGAAGCUUUAGUAAAAGUCAUGAACAAAGAGGGUUUGAGUUGUCUAAAUUGAUAUGGGGUGGUAGUAAUAAUAGUAAUAAUAACAUAGAGGGUAAGAAGAAUAAGGGUCAAAAGAAUGGGAAUGUUGCUAGUGCUAGUGCUAAUGGGUUGGAUGAUGAUCAUGAUAAGGAAGGUUUUGUGUUGGAGGGUGAGAAGGGGUUGGAUAUAUCGCGGUUUGUUCGGUAUGGUGGGAGGAAUGAGAGUCCGGUAUUGCCGGAGGAGAUUGUGAAGGCUGGGAUGGAGUUGGCUGAGGGUGCAAAGAGGGUGGAGUUGGAGGAGAGGUGGAGGAGUUUGAAGAAGGAGGAGCUUGAGAUUUAUUUGAGGAAGAUGGAGUUGGUUAAAGAGCAAGCUUUGGUAGUUCUUGAGGCUGUUAAUACAUCAGGAAGUUGAGGUAAUUUAUGGUUUUAUGUUGAUUAAUUGUGAUGUGAUGAUGGUAUUUAUUUAAUAAGACUUUGUAGUUGUAUUUUAGAAAUAUGUGUUUAAUCAUUUUUAUUUUAUGAGUUUUGUAA